Messenger RNA from Rubroshorea leprosula, 1149 nucleotides. Lineage: Eukaryota; Viridiplantae; Streptophyta; Magnoliopsida; Malvales; Dipterocarpaceae. The record is from the annotation of a GenBank genome assembly.
GCCACUCCGCCCCGCCACUGUGGACGGCCUGUAUAUCGUCCUAGUUCCUGCCUUUGCACCCUCUCUUCCACAAACCCAAACUCGGUCUCACGGACUCAGUCAUCAAUGGAGGUAGAGCACAUACGAAAUUGCGAGGUGACUCAUCGCGUCACGAAGAAGCCCAUAGUGACCUCCCUCUUCAUAUCCGAUUCCGAAAUACGAGAGGAGUUCUCUCGCCACCUGUCCCCGGCGUCGCUCGAAUCAACAAUGGGAAUUUCGGGAGCUGUCCUGGUACUGUACUCGCGGCUCAGAGGCAGUGACGAGAAAGGUUUCUACAGCAGCCAGAUGAUUUCUACUUCAACACUGUCUGAACCGGUAUCCUAGGUCACGAACUGUCAUUAAAGACCUCUCGACGCCGACCUUGUUGAUAAGGUUUCACUUGUCGACAACGCCACAACUGCUGCAGGUAUCGUGCCUCAGCCGAUUGGCCGUUGGUUUGCGGAGGGGAUGUUCCAGAAGAACGACGCCGUUUUGAUGCUUCACUGCGCGUUCCAAGCCGUGAAGAAGGCGAUUCAGGCGGGCGUGACGCGCGCAGGUGGGUCAGUUGUUCAGGUUCCGUUACCAUUUCGGGUGAAUUCAGAGGAAUCAAUCAUUGCGGAGUUCAGGAAAGCGAUAGUGAAAGGGAAACCUAAUGGUAGAAGAAUUAGGUUAGCUAUUAUCGAUCAUAUCACGUGAAUGCUGUCUGUUGUGAUUCCGGUGCAGGAAUUAGUCCGUAUUUGCCGAGGGGAGGGAGUAGACCAGGUUUUUGUGAAUGCAGCUCAUGCAAUUGGAUGGGUUUAUUACAGGGUAUGCAGGGAUUUCUCAACAGGUGUAUAACAAAUGGGGGGAUUAUGAGAAGUUCAGGAAUGCUAUUAAUCAGCUAGUUGAGGAUGGAAAAGUUUGCAAAAUGCUUUUGAUGCGAUGAAGAGGUAAGCUUUUUAGUAUCUGUUGGAUAAUUUGCGUCAAGAUUCAAGAAGCAUAAGCUAUUGCGUUCAUUGUAAGUGUUGCCAUUCUUUUUUCCUCUAGUGGCAGACCUUCUUGUCUAAUCUCUAAGGCUGUAUGAUAAGGAUGUAACUUCUUAUCUCAACUUGGUUUUGCUGAUCAAUUUUAGUAUAAAGUUGGCCUCUUGUU